Messenger RNA from Fulvia fulva, 1779 nucleotides. RefSeq names its product DNA repair and recombination protein rhm52. The transcript has 2 exons. Gene Ontology annotation, biological process: DNA recombinase assembly; double-strand break repair via single-strand annealing; mitotic recombination. The coding region runs from base 1 to 1779 and encodes 592 amino acids. Gene Ontology annotation, cellular component: nucleus. The record is from RefSeq and is a predicted model, not a curated record. Lineage: Eukaryota; Fungi; Ascomycota; Dothideomycetes; Mycosphaerellales; Mycosphaerellaceae.
AUGCCUGCGCCAGGCGACCAGCACCGCGACAACGCGAACACGAUCAACCCGUUCAUCGACAAGACGCCACACAUCACCGAGUACACCGCACAGGAGAUUGCCACACUUCAGAGUCGGCUAGAUAAGCAGCUGGGUCCGGAAUACAUCUCGACGCGACCGGGCAAUGGAGGAGGGAAGGUGCAUUACUUGGCAGCAGAGAAGGUCAUCAACUUGGCGAAUGAAGUGUUUGGCUUCAAUGGCUGGAGCUCGUCCAUCAUCAACGUCCAGAUCGACUUUGUCGAUGAGAAUCCGACCAAUGGCAAGAUCAACCUCGGCUUGUCGACAAUUGUGCGAGUGACUCUCAAAGAUGGCACAUUCCACGAGGACACAGGGUACGGACACUGUGAAAACACAAAGGGCAAAGCGGCUGCCUUUGAGAAGGCGAAGAAGGAAGCUGCGACAGAUGCCAUGAAGAGAGCGUUACGAAACUUUGGCAAUGUCUUGGGGAACUGCCUCUAUGACAAGGACUAUCUUAGCAAGAUUACCAAGGUCAAAGCGACACCAUCGAGGUGGGACGAGAAGAACUUGCACAGACAUCCGGACUUUGCGCCCAUCAAACAGGAACCUGUCACACAAGUUCCACAGCAGAACAAUACGUCAGCGAUCCAGCGAAACACAAGCGUGCAGUCUGUCCAGUCGGCUGCGUCUUUUGGGUCAGGAGAGUUCGAAGACGACUUCGGUGGCACCACAUUCGAUGAAACAGACUUCAACCACCCGGACGAGGUCAUGCUCGAAGACAGUACAAUUACGAACGGCGCACCAUCACCAGCGAGGCCGGCCGUGCAUGGGCAGAAUCAGAAAGGCCAGCGGCAAGGCGUGCCUAGGACGCACUCGAUGCCACAAAUGAGACCACCCAAUCAACAAAUACCAGCGCAAGGCAACGUACAGCCCCCGGCUCCAGUGCAGGGGCUGCAGGCGCCACAAAGACCACAACCAGUGUCACGACCACCAAUGAUCGCCGGGCAGCCAGCAGCCAGAAUGUUACCGCCACAAACGCCAGGCAAUGCGCAAAGACCCCAGCAAUACAACCAUGGUCAAUUACAGCCAAACCACGAUGGGGUGCGAUCGAACCCGUCUUCGGGCACGAUGAGCGAUUCUCCAUCAAACCAGGCGCCAAGGAUCAUCGGUGUGGCCAAGAACCAACCACAAGGACAUGGACCAAAUGAGCCGACAGACGAGCACGGCUUCCCGAUACCACGCGAACCACCACAAGGCAUACCUUCAGGAUUCGUAACCGGACGCAAGGCUGAAGUGUUCAAUCAACCAGGCGAAGCAAGGCCGACGGAAGGCAACAUAGCAUUCAACCCGCAUGCCGACAGUCCAUCAAUACGGAGGACGCAAGGCAUCAAUCCUGGCAAAUCCGCGCCCAUAAGCCGCGCAGUCUUCAGCAACGGCCAUACACAAUCACCAGCUCAGCAACAACCAGCUGCCGCCGGCAAUGGGUUUCAGAGCGCCGCUAGCAACGGCUUCAAUGGAGCGCAGAGACCUGCCGGCGCCAACUAUAUCAACCCAUCAGCAGACAUGAGUCGGAAGAUUGGUAUGCCCGGUGGCCCUGGAGGCAUGCAGAACAGAUCAGCUUACAGGCCGCCUGCUGCCGUGAAGAGGCCUGCCAUGGCUGAUGUGACGAACACCCAUGGCAUGGACGGCGCAUCGGAUCCGAAGAAGGCGAAGGUCGAUGAUGCAGCGACUGCGAAUGGUGAGAAUGCCGCUGCUAGGGAUCCGAAUGGCGUCACAACAUGA